This is a messenger RNA of Salpingoeca rosetta, 834 nucleotides long. RefSeq lists its product as uncharacterized. The coding region runs from base 75 to 803 and encodes 242 amino acids. Gene Ontology annotation, molecular function: RNA binding. NCBI's taxonomy places the organism in Eukaryota, Choanoflagellata, Craspedida, Salpingoecidae. The record is from RefSeq and is a predicted model, not a curated record. The transcript has 8 exons.
CGUGUCGCCUUUUUCCACAAACCAAACCAACGUUCGCACACGAGAAGCAAGACACACACGACGACUUUGACGCGAUGAGCAGUGGCCAAGGCGACGAAGCUGCACAGCAGCAGCAGAAGAAGCAGCAGGAGAAGCGAGAGGAGGAAGAGGGGCAGCAGCCGCUCGAAGAAGGUGCAGAGGAGCCAUACCCGGAAGAUGAGGCGGACCUCGCCUACGAUGAGGAGGGCGAGGAGGGCGAGGAGGCCGCACAGGCGGAAGGCGCCACAAAGCAAGAAGGCUCUGGCGACACAGAAGAGGGUGGCGGUGACGAUGACGAGUUUGAGCAAUUGAGGCAACAGGUGAACCAGAACGAGUCUUCACUGCAGCAGGAUCGUGAAGCCCUCAACCAAGUCAUGAAGACCGGCUCCCAAGAGAGCCGCGAGGAAGCAGAUCGCCGCUCCGUCUUUGUCCAGAACGUUGACUACGGGACCUCUGAGGUUGAUCUGCAGCUCUUCUUCAAGGACUGCGGCCCCGUGCGCCGCAUCACCAUUGGCCGCGGGCCAACCGGGCAGCCAAAGGGGUUUGCGUAUGUUGAGUUUACGGACGAGGCCGCCGUUGAGACGGCAAAGGGGCUGACCAACCAGAUGCUCAAGGGCCGCCAGGUUACGGUGUUGAAUAAGCGCACCAACGUGCCUGGCCUGCGCAAGAGGGGCCGUGGCCGUGGCCGUGGUCGUGGCCGCUAUUUCCGCGGUUACAGGGGCGGACGCGGCAGGGGGCGCAGCCGUGGUGCCCGCGGCUAUGCCGUGUACUUCUCCACAUCAUAGCCACCACCACCACCACCACCACCACCACCAC